AUCCAAAGGAUUUGGCACAAAAGGUUGAAAAUGGUCGAAUUGGCCCUCAUGGAAUGGUCCGAUUUUUGCGUGAUCUUGGUGUGGAUCCAACCAGUCGAAUGGCACUGAUUUUAGCUUGGAAGUUGAAGGCUGAAAGGCAAUGUGAAUUUUCUCAACAGGAAUUUCGUGAUGGAAUGAAUUCUUUGGGUGCUGACAGCUCCGAAAAAUUAAAACAAUUAUUGCCCAAUGUCGAAAGAGAAUUAUUGGAGAAUAAAAACCAAUUUCGAGAAUUAUACCAAUUUGCCUUCAAAUAUGUUAAACUUGCAAAACAGUCAAGUAUGGAGUUGGAUACGGCUAUUGAAUGCUGGCGAAUAUUGCUUGCCAACACAGACACCCGUCUUUCAAGUUGGAUUGAGUUUUUGCGAUUGAAAAAAGUCCGCGGAAUUCCAAAGGAUACCUGGAACUUAUUUCUUGAUUUUCUGACAAAUAUUGCUGUGGAUUUUUCAAAUUAUGAUAGCGAAAGUGCUUGGCCGGUACUCAUUGACGAAUUUGUUGAACACGAAUUAAAGAAAAUUGCAAAUAAUCAGCCUGCUAACAAUAAUAAUUAGCUAGAGAAUAUUUGCAAUACAAAAACAAAAAAUAUUUUUUGCUUCAAAAUACUUUUUCUACAAUUACAAGUAAAUAUUUUUUGUUUUUCUAAAAAAUUAUUCAAGCAUUUGUUUAUAUUCCAGGAAUUUUGUUGGCUGACGAAAACUUAAUUGACAGAAAAUCUACACAUUUUGUUGUUGUACCCCCUCAAAAUCUGCCUGUAAAAUAUUUUCUCUCUAAUGCGAGGGUUAUAUAAAAAUCGCGCGCGUUUUGCGACAGAAAAGAUAAUGGGAAAUGAGGAGGUAAAGUCGCAAGCGAUUUUGUCUCUCCUACUUUUCAAUGUUAUUUUCUGUCGAAAGACAAAAAGCGACUUUUAUUUAAUCACAGCAUAAUGACCAGAAAAUCUCUUUUUGUUUUUUUGUUUGUCCCCGGUAUUACCCAGGCUCAGAAAAAUUUUUUACAGGAGAUUUUUCUCUUUUAAGCACAAUUACUCUCCUCUCAUAAAUACCCCCUUUUGUCUUUUUUUGGCAAUCCCGGAGAAUUGGGGUCCCUGCGAAAAA
Messenger RNA from Meloidogyne enterolobii, 1127 nucleotides. NCBI's taxonomy places the organism in Eukaryota, Metazoa, Nematoda, Chromadorea, Rhabditida, Meloidogynidae. The record is from the annotation of a GenBank genome assembly.